AUGCAAUCGACAUCAUUAAUGACGUCUGAUAAUUUAAACUAUUCCCAGAAUACAUCUCAGCUCUGGCCGAACGGCAACACUCGAAAGCGUAAAGUUGACGCGAGUUAUUUGGACGACAAAAGUCAACGUAAAAUUUUUGUAACUGAAGAAAAACUCAUUGAAAACAUGCGCACACUUUCAUUACAAAUAUCUGUAAAUAAUCAACCAAUCGACGAAGAUCAAAAAGACGAAUUUGAUCAAAAUGAAACAGAUCAUGUGUUGGACGUAGAUACGAAAUACGAACUGCAUACAUUCGUGAAAGAUACGUUGAGGAAAGAUGAAUUCCAGGAUGAAUUUAUCCAUAAAAUGUACGAUUUAGAACGAAAACGAUUUUCUAUGCAAAUUGUUCCGUACAUGCCAAUACAUCCAGCACAGUUGAGUACUACCGAUGAAACAGUGAAGAAAGAGGAGAAGAAAAAAGAACCUGAAAUUUCGAAAAUGAUUCCACCAAAAGCAAGCGAUGAUCAUGUGUUUAAAAAACCACUUUUACCAUUGCCGUACACAGUUGAAGAACCGUUUGAGAACACGAGUAAACGAACUCUGCGAAUGAAAAGAAGUUAUUCCCAAGCUGUAAGAUACAACAAUAAUCUGACAGUUGUUGAACUGAAAAACGAUUGUAACGAUUCACCAAUUCGGACUUCUCAAUCAGAUUACUUCAUUCUCGAGCCCAGCACACCAGUUGUGAAUGAAUCUUCGGCAAAUCAUUCUCAGGUGUCAUUGUCAACAAUUAGACCAGCCGUGUACAUAACUGAAUAUUUCGAUUUCUCGCCAUCGAAUGGAAGCAAUGACGAUGGUACGGUUGAUAUGCAAUCCAGUCUUAUUUUUCACGCUUGUGAUCAAAUGGAUGACGAUCUUUGA
Messenger RNA from Adineta ricciae, 897 nucleotides. Lineage: Eukaryota; Metazoa; Rotifera; Eurotatoria; Adinetida; Adinetidae. The record is from the annotation of a GenBank genome assembly.